CAACUCUGUUUCAUCCCUUACCACGGUCCCGAUCACACUGCAGGAUACAUCCAGCGUGUACACAGCAAUGGGACUAGUGGGGCUACUCGUAAAGGCAAUUGGCCUGGGAACUGUCUUUCUCAUCACUCAAUACGUUCUGGCCUACCUCCAAUCCCCACUCAAGAAGAUCCCCGGGCCGUUCCUAGCCAAGUUCUCCAACAUCUGGCGCUUCUUCAACCAUUACGGCCAGACCCACAUUGAGACGCAGAGGAAGCUCCACGACCAGCAUGGUGACGUUGUCCGACUGGGUCCCAACACGGUCAGCAUCGCAGAUGCCAAUCUAAUCAAGACGAUCUACAAUACCCGUGGAACCUUUUUGAAGAGUGAUUAUUAUACCAUCAAUGAUGCCCUUCAAGAUGGCCACAUUAUCCAAAAUAUCUUCAGCACACGCAGCAAUGAGUUCCACGCUAAGACGGUCAAGCCCGUCCAGAAGUUGUACAGUCUUCAGAAUGCACUUCAGCUCGAAAGCAUCAUGGACGAAAAUCUCCGUGUCUUGUGUGCUCGUAUGGAAUCCCGCUUCACUGAAGGCAUCAACAAAGCCAAAACCUGUGACAUUGCCGAUUGGAUCUCAUUCUUCGCCUGGGAUUUCCUCGGCGACAUGACCUGGAGCAAGCGAAUAGGCUUCAUGGACGAAGGCAAAGACAUUGGUGAUAUCAUAGGUACUGCUGAGCGCGUGAUGCGUUAUUUCUCCGUGGUCGGCCAAAUCCCUGCUCUAGACAAAUGGCUUGGGAAAAACCCACAUUGGCCUCGUUCGCUGUACAAGUUCGAUGACUUCUCCGUCGCUGCUGGCUUCUCUGUCGAGCGUUUCAUGGAGCGCAUGCAAAACCCUGAACUCGGUCAAGGCAGGAACGACUUUCUCAAUGGCUUUCUCGAAGCAAAAAAGGAGCAUCCCGAGCUUGUUACCGACAAUGAGGUCAUCGGAUACAUGAUUAUCAAUGUGCUUGGUGGAGCUGACACACUCGCAAUCGUCAUGAAAGGCAUAUUCUAUCAUCUUCUCAAAACUCCUGCCUGCAAAACGCGUCUGGUACAAGAACUGCACUCUGCACGACUGUCUUACCCAACCCCCUACAGCAGCAUUGAGCAGCUUCCCUACCUUGAUGCCUGCAUUAAGGAAGGUCUCCGCAUGCACCCCGUCGUCGGCCAACUCUUUGAGCGAGUUGUGCCUUCUACUGGUCUCACAUUGGCCGAUGGAACUGUCCUACCGCCGGGCACAAUUGUUGGCGUGAAUCCGUGGGUCAUCCACUACAAAGAAGACGUGUAUGGAGAGAAACCGUACGAAUUCCGCCCAGAGCGUUGGCUGUGUGGCGAGAAGGAAGACGUGGCCAGCUACGAAGCUAGGAUGCGGAAGAUGAAAGAUGCCGACAUGACAUUUGGAGGCGGCAACCGUGUCUGCAUUGGUAAGGCGCUUGCUCUUGUAGAGGUGUACAAGGUCGUUGCAACUUUGUUUGGAAAAUACCAGAUUGACCUUGAGGAUCCUAUCAAAGAGUGGGAUUUGCACAAGCAAUGGUUUGUGUGGCCACACGACAUCAAGGUUAAGCUGAGCGCGUUCGCUAGCGCCUAGUCUGGUAUUUUGGCGGUAGUAAUUUGGGAGCAAUACUCUUGCAGCACGUGUUGCACUGUGAUUGCUAGCAAAUGGUUGUGUUGCGACGCAGUUGUAGGCACCGAUCAUUUUGCCCAGUCAUGGCAUUUGGCGUUAGAGGAGUCAGUCUUUAUUUUCUUGUUACCAGCUUGAAUGACCCAUGUACAUGUUUUGAGAACAGUGCACAACAAUUGGAUCCGCAAAGAUUUAUUCAAAUGCCAUGCA
Bipolaris maydis ATCC 48331 is the source of this 1843-nucleotide messenger RNA. Its product is annotated as cytochrome P450. NCBI's taxonomy places the organism in Eukaryota, Fungi, Ascomycota, Dothideomycetes, Pleosporales, Pleosporaceae. The record is from RefSeq and is a predicted model, not a curated record. Gene Ontology annotation, molecular function: monooxygenase activity; oxidoreductase activity, acting on paired donors, with incorporation or reduction of molecular oxygen; heme binding.